UUCGAUUGGCAUUUAGCUGCAGGUGUAACACGUCAAUUUUUUGGUGACAAAGUUUAUGUUGUAUUCCUGAGUCUUGUAAGGUUUUAAUAGCUAGUUGUGAUUAAGGGAAACUUAGUGCAAUGGGAUUAACAAUAUCAAGUUUACUGACGCGGCUUUUUGGCAAAAAACAAAUGCGCAUACUAAUGGUUGGUCUGGAUGCAGCUGGAAAAACAACCAUACUCUACAAAUUAAAGCUGGGUGAAAUUGUAACAACAAUUCCAACUAUCGGUUUCAACGUGGAGACCGUCGAGUACAAAAAUAUUUGUUUCACGGUGUGGGAUGUUGGCGGUCAAGACAAAAUUCGACCGCUAUGGCGUCAUUACUUCCAAAACACACAGGGGCUUAUUUUUGUUGUCGACUCUAAUGACCGUGAUCGAAUCAAUGAGGCUGAAAAAGAACUUCAAAAUAUGCUCCAAGAGGAUGAGUUGAGGGAUGCUGUGCUGUUGGUUUUUGCUAACAAACAAGAUCUUCCGAAUGCCAUGAGUGCUGCCGAGUUAACAGACAAGUUGCAUUUAAAUCAAUUAAGAAACCGACAUUGGUUUAUUCAGUCGACUUGCGCUACCCAGGGUCACGGCUUGUACGAGGGACUUGAUUGGCUAUCAGCUGAACUGGCCAAAAAAUGAGUAUUUAUCAAAACGUCAAUGUUAUCCGACCAAACGCAAAGAAAAAAAAUAAGAAAUUAAAUAAUCAUUAGAUUUUAAAUAAAUACAUGUGUGUAAAUUAA
Molecule: messenger RNA, 763 nt
Organism: Drosophila albomicans
Lineage: Eukaryota; Metazoa; Arthropoda; Insecta; Diptera; Drosophilidae
Gene: Arf102F
Product: ADP-ribosylation factor 2
Exons: 4
Coding region: 120-662 (180 amino acids)
Biological process (GO): intracellular protein transport; vesicle-mediated transport
Cellular component (GO): plasma membrane; cytoplasm
Molecular function (GO): GTPase activity; GTP binding
Source: RefSeq, a predicted model, not a curated record